Molecule: messenger RNA, 999 nt
Organism: Lingula anatina
Lineage: Eukaryota; Metazoa; Brachiopoda; Lingulata; Lingulida; Lingulidae
Product: large ribosomal subunit protein mL52
Biological process (GO): mitochondrial translation
Cellular component (GO): mitochondrial large ribosomal subunit
Molecular function (GO): structural constituent of ribosome
Source: RefSeq, a predicted model, not a curated record
GAAGUUUUGCUGUUUGGCCUAGUUCGCACGCGCAGUGACGCACCGACUAUAAACACAAAUGGCUGCACUCAGGAGAACGAUUUCAGAUCUGUUUCUGUGUGGAAGAUGCACAUUUCUGUCUGUUAAGUCUUUCCAUGGCAGCCCACUGGUUGCAGUUGGAGGGAAGUGGAGAGAAAAACAAGGGCUGGAUGGUGACUACAAUACUGAUGGGCCAUUGAAAAACUUGCCAGAUUGGUCGUUUGCAGAUGGAAGGCCUGCGCCCUUGUCGGGGACCCAAGUAAGGAAAAGGAUGAAAGAAAGAAAACUUGCUGAAAGAGUUGUUGAGCUGUAUAAAGAAGUUCAAUUUGCCAAGGAUAAUGCAGAAAACCAGAAUUCCCUUAUUAGAGAGAGACAUGAAGCUAUGAAAAGUCCACUAAAACCCAAGAAUAAAAAACUUCAAAGUAGCCAAAUGGAUGUAAAAUGAAAUAAAGAAAUGACUUUAGGUUUAGGUUUGUGAAAAACAGUGACUUUGUUGAAGAGACAAAAGGCUAUAUUAACUGAUACACAUUGGCAGAGAAGGACAAAAUAUUGGCAGAAUUUCUUCCCAAGUUUACCCAUAGGGUUGUAUGUUAUUUAUCCACAUGGCUCUUUUUGCUGCAGACACAAAAUAAAGACUCACAAAAUUCAGUCUUUUGGGAUUGGAAAAUUUAUUGGAGUUAUACAAAGAUUUGACUAAGGUGGUGUUCAAAAGUUUCAUUUAAUAUUAUAAAUUGCUACACAAAAUUUGUAUAAGAUAUUGAUCAUUUGAGUUACGAGGUGACAAGUUAUUAGGACUCUACUGUAUUACUUCAUACAUGUGCAGAAAUGGUAAGUUAAACACAGUUUUGUCUCAUAGUUAUUAAAACAAACGUCAUUUACUUGUAACCAGCUGUGAGAAUGUUCCAGUCAACAAUGUCUUUAUUUUUAUCAUGGUUUGUUAUGAUUGGAGACUAUUAUUAAAAUAAACAAAAUUUUAAUGUC